CUUUGUGUAGUUAUACACGCUCCUCAAAGGAAGACGCGCUCUUCCUGUGAUAUCCGGAAAUGAAAUAAGAAAUAUGGCGUCGCGCAGGCGAGAAAAUACAAGAGAUUGUACAUCAAAUGCUGGAGAUGUUUCAAAUGCCGACCUUUUGCUUCAUCCAGAGCUCCUGUCUCAAGAUUUCAUUCAGCUUGUGUUACGUGAGAGGAAGAUAGCAGUGAAUAAUGAUGUGGACCGGGACCGGCUCACAGAUCUGUACCUGCAGCAUGUCAUUCCUCUUCCACAGAGAGAAUUGCCACAGACACGCUGGGCUAAGAGGAUCUCUAGAUCCAGAACAGACCACAGCAUAACCAGUGUUAACAGUUCCAGCACAAAUAGUGGCAGAAAGAGGCCGUUGAUCGUGUUUGAUGGCAGCUCUACUAACACUGGCAGUGUUAAGUUAAAGAAACCCGUUAAUUCUCCAGCUCCCGUUGUACAAGACCGCCUGAAGCCUCCAAUUUCCAGUGUCAGUCUCACAAACCCCAUACGCAAGCUGUCUGGAUCUACAAACCUCUCUUCCUCAAAUUCCCAUAGUAGGACCCCAGUAUCAACACCGGCCGAUCCCAAGAGCCCCUCAGCCACCUGUAAUCAUUCUAACACUGCCAACUCCUCAGGAAAUUCGAACAACAUGACGUCUAAUUUAAAGCGUACGGCCCCCAGUGACACCACUGAAAUUAAGUCACCUGAUAUGAAGAAAAAAGUCCAACAUAUCACAUGGCCAUAAUCUCAUCAUCACAGAAAUUGGAUAGUUGGAUUUUCCAUAGAUUGACACAUCUGUCAUGCAGUGACUCUUUUCUAACCCUCACAUACCAGACACAAGGAAAGGUUAAUAUUGGAAUAUGAACCAUUUGGUUCAUUUCACAGAAAGAGAGGCUUCUGCUCCUAGACUUUAUGUGGUGGUGAAGGAACUGAGAUGUUCCUAGUAGUUGUACUGUAUAUUGUACCCAGCUGAUGUUCGCAAUGGAUCCUCUGCCUCCCGAUUUUUUUGAAAAUCUUUGUUGGAAGUAAUAAACUUUAUAGUAUGAGAUCAUCAUCUUAUCAUAUUAAACACAAAGAUAAUAAAAGUAUGGAAUGACUGCAAGCUGUUCAAUAUCUUAGAAAGUCCAUUUUAAAACAUUCAUUCUUCACUGUGCCAGUACCCUUUCAAAAAAUACCUAACAAGUCCAUUUAAGUAUCUCAAAGGUACAUAUUGGUACCGAAUGUAUACGUAUCUGUACCAAAAUGGUACAUAAUAAGACCCUUUUAACAGAUACUGCACCAGUGACAUGUUUUGUUCCUUCUUUCUGAGAGUGUAAGUGUAGUAUAGUUUUUGAGUAUGUGUUUUGUAUCAUGAAUAAAACAAGAUUAACAGUA
This is a messenger RNA of Misgurnus anguillicaudatus (oriental weatherfish), 1386 nucleotides long. RefSeq names its product chromosome 17 C2orf49 homolog (gene tslig2). Lineage: Eukaryota; Metazoa; Chordata; Actinopteri; Cypriniformes; Cobitidae. Gene Ontology annotation, biological process: embryonic morphogenesis. Gene Ontology annotation, cellular component: tRNA-splicing ligase complex. The record is from RefSeq and is a predicted model, not a curated record.